Messenger RNA from Meloidogyne enterolobii, 550 nucleotides. Lineage: Eukaryota; Metazoa; Nematoda; Chromadorea; Rhabditida; Meloidogynidae. The record is from the annotation of a GenBank genome assembly.
UUUUGUGUUCUUUUUCUUCUUAACGUUUUUAGCAAUGAAAAAAGGAAAAAAAUUUUUUUUUGGGAGGGCCAAAAAUUAUUUUUUAAAGAAAAGAGAGAAAAAAGAGGAGAGAGAGAGGGUAAAAUGAUGUUAUGGGGCAAAAAUGUGGUUUCAUACGCGAAAAAAAAUUUUUUACGUACGUGUGUGUGUGUUUGAAAAAAAUGUGUGUUUUGAACCCUUUUCAGUCUCCUCUCCUCUUAUAUAUAUUUUCAGUCUUAUUCUUAUAUUACUUACACAUUUUGCAUUUUAAAUAUAAAAAUUUUUUGGCCAUACCUUAACAAAAAAAGUAAAAUAAUAAUUAUUUUAUAACAUUAAAGUAAAGUAAUUAUUUUGGAUAAUUUUUUAUUAAAUUAUUAUUAAUUGUUAAAUAAGCCUGUAGGGGAAGGUUAGAAUGUGUAUGCAAAAUGUAUUUGUCUUGAAAAUUUUUUUUCCUUAAAAAUUUUGUAAAGUAAUUUUUAAAAAAAGAUGUUACAAAAAAAUUUUUUCUCUUUAUAUUUUUUUUUCUAUUUUU